AUGUCGGCACCCUCGAGCGACGGCCGCCCUUCUGUGGAUUCGGAGCCCCCGUUUGGCUCGUCGAACACCUUGCUGUCGCGCAACUCGGGGGGACAGUAUGUGGUGAAUGGGGAGGGUAGCUCUUCGUCGCCAUCAGGGAACAGUGUUGGAUCGAGACCCGGUACCGGUACCGGGGUGAGUUAUGGCGCUGGAGGGCCCGAGUCGGGACGGCCGCUGUCAGGGGACUCGGUUCAGGAGCGAGAUUUUGCGCGGCGGAAAGAGCGCGUGAGGAGGUCGGGGGGGUUUCUGCUAGACUCCAAUUUCGCUCGUGGUUCACGGCAGAGAAGUGCACAAGGCCAUGACGGCUAUGGCUAUGGGGCACAGCAGGCGGCCAUGGAGGAUGAGGGGGGCAAGCGCAGCUCGCGCCACCUCCAGGAGCGACCCCCGAUUGGCAGCUCACUCCAGUCGCGACAGAAGCAGGUUGAGGGAGAGAGUGCAGCUCGUCGAGACUUCUCUGCUGAUUCCCAGGAGCGUUACGAUAGACCCCAUGACCGAGUUCGAAUGGAUAAGACGAGGAAAACUGCUAAGGCUUCACAAGACACAUUGCAGGAUCGGGAGCCUUCGCCGAACCCUGCGACACAACAGCCGACAAUCGAUCCGAACCAGCUGGUACACAUGGCGCUGAACCUGAGUGAGAGUAGGAGGAGGAACAUUGGUGCUGCUCAGCUGUUGGCCCCUCAGCCGCCUAGAAGUGUCUCUGCAACACAACGGGAAAGCAGUUUUUCUGCCUAUGGCGCGGGAAGCAGUCUGCGCCAGUAUCUCAACGAGCAACGCAGAGCGUCCAGGAACAUGUCGCCGAUAGGAGGUGGCAAGGCCUCUCCCUCUCGCAGCGGCUCAAUGGCAUUCCCUGCAUCGCAGACCGUCAACCCAUCGCCUGCCACGCUCGCACGCGUCCAAAAGGCCCGCGCCUAUAUCGAGCUCAAGAUAGAGUAUUUGCGCUUGCUGGAAUUCAUGCCACCACUCAAGCCAGAGGCCGGCAAUCCCGCAAACUUCACCAUUUCCUCCAACAAUAUGCCCGGCAGCCCUCACGUACAACUCACCCGUGUGCCAUCUAAUGCCAGCAAACAGUUUGACCUUGGUCGAGAAUAUAACCCGUUGCAAUAUAUCCGCAACCGAAGGAGCAGGGCGCGCGAACGCCGUCCCUUGGACCAUUCCUCGGAAGAGUUUGCUGAUGUCGAUGCGGUUCGCGACUGGGUGGAUCGUGUAGCGCAGCAUUCUACUCGGUUUGGAUACCGGAAAGAGGAUGGAGUACAGCUACCCAAACUGCAUGCAGAUCAUCCAGUAGCCCCUGAGCCCGUGCAAUCAGCAAGACCGCAUAAAGGCUGGAUCUUUACGCCUGAAGAGUUGCUCGCAGAUGCGCAUUGGAUCGAGCAGGGGGACAAUAAGUUGUUGGCUGAGAAUCGUCAUGGCCGUAGAAUCUUCCCACCGGGGGAGCCAAAACAGCAGGAUCUACUUCAACCACGUGCAAGCAAGGAAAUUUCUGAUAAGCGGAGACGAAGCUGGGCAGAUGACGUUGCAGGAGGCCAUGGCACUGGAGAUGAGAGUGACAGGGGCAGCGAGCGUGGCCGCAAGAGAAAACUGCUGACUGUCUUGCGGAAUGACAGUCCAAGAGGCGGCAAGCAUUCGAGACGGGGCUCACGACUACGCAGUAAAGACGAUUCGGAUUCUUCAGGCUCGGAGUCAGAGUCUGGCAGACGCUCGUCGCGUCUUCCUGAAGAUCCUGAACAUAACACUGGGCCGCUUGCUUUGCUCUUGGAGCAACAGGCCAAGCAAGCUCAGUCGAGGACUCCAGCUAUUACAUCGCCAGACACGCCGGACAAGUGGGGACGAGAUCAUGUCGAGAUGCUCAAUGACAGCACCACACGACAGUCGCUUGAAGUACCUCGAGUGGGCAACGGGCACGCUGAUGGGAAAGAUCAUGGCAACUACAAGGGUCUUCUCAAAGCUCGCAAGGUUCCUACGCUGUCCAUUGAUGAUUUGGAACCACGAUCAUCGUUGGAAGACUGGGAUAGUACCGCACCAAACACUCCGCUACAACCCAAGCGCUUCCCUCAUUUUGGCGCUGACAUGUCACCACCGCCAAGCCGAGCGGGCUCAGAACACAAGAAGACGAAACGCAGUAAGCUCAAUAUCUUCCACUCGCACGAGCACGGCGAGGAGCGGAAGUAUGAGACCAGACGGGAGACAGCCGAGACAGAAAAGAAUAAUCGAUCUCGUCAGGCCAGUGAGGAAGCGUACGAGGACAAGCACAUUGGCACAUCAAUUCUGGCAGGCCCAGGUGCCGUCCGCAAUCUUCUUGCUCACCGCAAAAAUGACAGCGUCAACAGUUUACCAAGCCCAGACAAAUUACGGCGGAGGGAGACAUCAGAACCACAUUCCGCAGUCACGCGAUUCUUCAAAGGUGCCAAGCAUGGCGGCUCCAAGGUUGGAGAGUUCAUCUUCCGGCGGGAUCGGGCAGAUGACUCUGAUGUGGAGACCGCAUCUGAUCGCGGCUCAUUUGACCUUGAUACUGAUACUUCGUCCAAGGCCAGGAGGAAUAAGCCGCCACCUAUCCAUCGUGUUGCCACUGCCGGGACUAUUGAUAGUGUCGCGUCGGACAAAAGAAAUCGCAACCAUAUUGACCUCCCAUCGUUCCGCCCUGUCAAUGGAGGUCGCUUCAAAGAUGCAUCUGGUCAGGAUGGAGAGGACCACAUUUCGCGACAGGCUCGUGAGCGAAAGACCAGUCGGUCAGCCCAGAUGGAUAAGCUGCAGCCACUACGCAUGGACCUGGGUACCAUCUCCGGGAACUCGUCCACAACCUCUCUCGAUCGGACUCGUAGCCAUGGUCAAGACCGAAUCAACCAAAUCCUGGCCCAGCCUGGUGGCAAAUUCGUCGGUCUCCCUGCUACUGGCUUGACCAAGUUCCAAGCAACAGACAACCGAGCUCGAAGCAGUUCCCGCCCUACUCUCGAUGGCGGACGCCACUGGAGCAUCGCUGAUGACGAUGAUAAAGUACAGCAACGCAAAUCCAAUCCCAACACCGUCACCCAAGCCGACAUUGCCCGUGUGCGCGCCCUCUUCCUCUGCUCUGGCAUCAAAGCCAAAGAAAUCAGCACCCGAGCCCAGACAAAACGCAAGCCACCUCCCGACUUCCUACGCCGUGCUGCCGCAACCGCCAAAAUCGAUCUAUUCCCCGUCCCUAAAAAGGAAGAACACGUGCUCGCAGCCCGCAUCCUCGUCCGCGAACUCGAAGCCUCGACGCGGUCGCUGCAAAGCUCGCUGGAAUCCUUCCGCGACAAAGCCAUCAAGGAACUUGCGUGUAAGAUCGCCGACUUGCAUUCUACCGUGGAUGCAGAGCUCAUGACGCGCAUCUUGGACUCUGGCGACCAGGCGCUCCGGAUCACAAGCGAGAUAUCCGCCCAAGGGCCGUUGCAGGUCAAGGAGGUUACCGAGGAGAUUGAUCGGAUGCUCGGGGCGCGGCGGCGGCAGAUGGGUUGGAUCAGGGCGUUUGGGUGGAUGAUGGUGGAGUGGGGGCUUGUGGGGAUCAUGUGGUGCUUGUGGCUAGUGGUUGUGCUUGUUGGGGGUGUGAAGAAGGUUCUUGGAUGUGGGGUUGGGGUUGUGAGGUGGCUGCUUUGGCUUUAG
Plenodomus lingam JN3 is the source of this 3660-nucleotide messenger RNA. RefSeq lists its product as uncharacterized. The record is from RefSeq and is a predicted model, not a curated record. Lineage: Eukaryota; Fungi; Ascomycota; Dothideomycetes; Pleosporales; Leptosphaeriaceae.